AUGAGCGAGGCUAUCCUGUCAGACCUCGCGGCUAGCGAUCCAGACUGGAAGACAUGCGCGCUCCGAUACUUUAAUUCCGUCGGCUGCGAUGCCUCGGGCAUGCUGGGCGAGGAUCCGAGAGGCUCGCCGAACAACCUCAUGCCCCUUGUGAUACGCGUCACGGAGGGCAAGAUGCGCGAGCUCAGCGUCUUUGGGUCGGACUGGGAUACCGAGGACGGCACUGCGAUACGGGAUUUCAUUCACAUCAGUAAUUUGACCAGGGGGCAUGUCGCUGCUAUUGUUACGGGGCUGGACACCAAGUCUGCGUGUGGUUUCCAUAGCAUCAACCUUGGUACCGGGAACGGCAGCUCGGCGAGGGAAGUUGUGGAUACCAUGCAGGCUGUGUCGGCGAAAGAGAUCAAGACCAAGUCGUCUGGGAGGAGGAGGGCGAUGUGGGGUCCCGGGAUGAGUCCUCGCAUUACAAUCGCUGUAGCAAAAAUCGAAUAA
Molecule: messenger RNA, 486 nt
Organism: Didymella exigua CBS 183.55
Lineage: Eukaryota; Fungi; Ascomycota; Dothideomycetes; Pleosporales; Didymellaceae
Product: NAD(P)-binding protein
Exons: 3
Coding region: 1-486 (161 amino acids)
Biological process (GO): beta-D-galactose catabolic process via UDP-galactose, Leloir pathway
Cellular component (GO): cytosol
Molecular function (GO): UDP-glucose 4-epimerase activity
Source: RefSeq, a predicted model, not a curated record